This is a messenger RNA of Camelina sativa (false flax), 615 nucleotides long. NCBI's taxonomy places the organism in Eukaryota, Viridiplantae, Streptophyta, Magnoliopsida, Brassicales, Brassicaceae. The record is from RefSeq and is a predicted model, not a curated record.
AUGGGCAUGUUAGCCAUGCUGAAGCAGAUCUGCGAGAUCAAGAUGAUGACAGUAGUCCAUGUUUCUAUGAUGUUCUGUUAUGAACAAAUGAAGCCUAUUAGAGUUACAAAGCGAAGUGGAGUUGUACGAUAUUCAUCAGUCAACAUCCGGACUUUAUCAACAUCAUGUUGCUUCCUUAGUAAGGAUGAUCUCAUUCUAAAGAGUUUGGGUAUGGAUCAUCUCUGUGAGAAAACCAAGGUCAUCUUAGAUUUUAGAUGUUUAGACGAGGAAGAUUGUGACUGCGAAUAUCAAGAUAAAUCAUGGGUGGAAGAGGUUGUUGAUACUUGUCUAUCAUCAAGCCCGGUGAAGGUUAUAAAGAUAUUUAAUUUUGGUGAAAUUUGUUAUCCGGAAGAAGACAUAAAGGACCAGAUAAAGCAGGUCAUGCAAUUCCUAAAGACAAUGCCGGAACUCGAACAAAUGAUAUUGUACUACGAUACACCAGAAGAUGAAGAUUUGAUGAAACUAUACAAGGGCCUUCACGAGCUUCCUACUGUGGCAUCAGCCAAUUGUGAGGUCCGGCUAAUCUUCCCCAACUUAUCAACUACUAUCUCCAUUAGAAAGGGUAAUCUUCUUUAG